Molecule: messenger RNA, 3395 nt
Organism: Solea senegalensis (Senegalese sole)
Lineage: Eukaryota; Metazoa; Chordata; Actinopteri; Pleuronectiformes; Soleidae
Gene: fbh1
Product: F-box DNA helicase 1
Exons: 21
Coding region: 265-3228 (987 amino acids)
Biological process (GO): replication fork processing; double-strand break repair via homologous recombination
Cellular component (GO): nucleus
Molecular function (GO): hydrolase activity; DNA binding; ATP binding
Source: RefSeq, a predicted model, not a curated record
AGUCACGUGACUUCAGGGUAAAACUUCAGCAGCGAUUAAACUUCGGUCUUCUGUUAAUAUUAGAAUUAUUUUGAUUUAAAGCAUGUAGUUAGUCGGGGCGUGUUGUGAUUCAAUACAACUUAAAAUAAGCUGGCGAUUUACGUCUUUAAAACAAAGCUAACUAUUGGCUAGUAGGGUUAGACCUAACCCUCUUCAUCAGCAAAUGUGUUUGUUUACGGUUCAGCUCGGCUUUUUUUGAGGACGGACGUCGUGGACAACACGACAAUGGAGGAGGCAUUAAAAGGAAAGGCCAAGAGGAGGCACUUGAGUCAAGAUGAGUGUCAUGAACUGGCACAAAGUUCAGAGGGCUCUAGUUCCCUUACCCAGCCGCACACCUUUAACUGUGGUCAGGGCAACAGUGACCCCAACAGGUGGCUUAAUCCCAGGACACCCAACAAGCUACGAAAGUGUGUGAUUUCAGAGCCUCAGGCCAAGGAUGAGGAGGAGGAGGUUGAUGAUUUCAGCCUCCUUGCUGCUGUGAUGGAGUCAGAAGCUGAGAAGGAGGAAAAGGUGGAUUACCUGGAGGGAAUUACAGCAGAGAUGUUUGGACCGGCUGAUGAAUUUGAAUGGUGUGACAGCGAUAUUCACGCCAAGGAAGAGGAGGUGGAGGCCCUUCCCGAUGGUCUUUACGGACUCCUGGGCACCAGCAAGAACCUUCUGCAACCUCAGGGCUGCAUUGAUGACCUUCCAGAGGAGGUGCUGAGGCGGGUUCUGUGCUUCCUCCCUGCCAAAGAUCUUUACUGCAAUGCUAGCCUGGUCUGCCAUCGCUGGAGGUACAUUAUCAUGGACGCCAAGUUUAUGCCCUAUAAGAAACAGUACUACCGUUACAUGAUGAAAGAGAAGAAUACAGUAUUACACAUGUGGUCCGUCCUGAAGAACAACAACAUAGCAGGCCAAGCGUCGUACAACCACAGCAUACGACACCUCGUUGUGCUGAUGGCUCAGCAUAAGGUUGGCGAGUGGGUGAGGCCCGACGAUGUCCUGGAGUGUGUUAAGAAACAUCGACUGUUUCCUCAAGCCGAAGCUUCUAUCAGAUUACGUAUGCCUGAUAUUCAGAAGUACAUUAACCUUAACACUGAGGGUCCUAACCCAUAUGCAGCCAUGGCUGUCAUAUUGAUCCUGAGCGAGUGUGUUGGUGACGUGCAGGCCCUGGCGUCUCUUCUCAGCGGCUGCCUGUCAUCCGCCAGCAUCACAGAGUAUCUCAGCCACAUGGCCAUGAUGCUGCUCGCUUUAGAGAGGAACAAGAUCCAGAUCAGUAACAGGUUGCAUUACAACAUCUUCUAUGUGCUUCACCUGAUGGAGAACGGUCCCUUUCCUGACAAAUCCACUCAGAGUCGAGUGCCAGAGAUUCAGCUCACUGGUGAACAGCAAAGGAUUAUGAACCACGACAUUCAGGCUGACCAUUUGGUGAAGAUCAUAGCUUUUGCAGGUACAGGAAAGACGUCCACGUUGGUGAAAUAUGCUGAGCAGCGGCCACACCUCCGCUUCCUGUAUGUAGCUUUCAAUAGGUCAGUGGCUUGUGAGGCACAGCGCCGCUUCUCCAGGAACGUUGACUGCAAGACUGUCCAUUCGUUGGCCUUCAGUGAAAUUGGCGUACUGUAUAGAAAUCAUAAGAAGCUGACCGCUAACGUGAAGGCAUAUUCCAUCAACUAUGUUCUGCCUAAAGGCCGAGGUGGAUUGGUUAAGGCCAAAGUGAUUUCAGUGACUCUCGAAACCUUCAUGGCUUCAGCAGACCAGUCCAUCAGCAUCCGCCAUGUCCCAAGCACCCACAUAACCAAUUCUGGCAGAAAGUUUGUCAUAACUACAGAAGAAAAAGUGUUGUUUGUCGAUGGCGCGCAAACCAUCUGGGAGAAAAUGCAAGAUCUCAAUGAGAGAAAAUUUGAAGCCUUCUAUAUGACGCACGAUGGUUACCUGAAAUUAUGGCAGCUCCAAGAUCCCAAGCCCUGCCUGUCUGACAAAUAUGAUGUCAUUUUCAUCGAUGAGGCCCAGGACUGCAAUCCAGCCACCAUGGAUGUGCUGCUGUCUCAGCAGUGUGCCAAGAUCCUGGUUGGAGAUCCUCAUCAGCAGAUCUACACAUUCAGAGGAGCUAUCAAUGCCCUGAACUCUGCCCGCCACACACACAUAUACUACCUGACACAGAGCUUUCGAUUUGGUGCUGAGAUCGCCUAUGUGGCUGCCUCCCUCCUCAGGGUGUGUAAGCAAGUCGAUAAGAUUCUUGUUGGAGGAAAGCAGAAGGGCAGCGUGUGUGACGAGACGGCGGUCCAGAUUUUAGAGGAUGUCAGGACGGGCAUGAGUUAUUGCCCAGGGAAGACGGCCAUCUUAUCAAGAUGCAACGUCAGUGUUUUCAACAUAGCUGUCGAACUGACGGAUGCCAACCCCCACUGCCGGAUUCAUUUCAUUGGUGAUGUCCAAAAUAUCGGGCUGAAUAGGAUCCUUGACAUCUGGCGGCUGACACAACAACCAGACCCACAUCCAAAAUUUAUCAGGGAUCCCUUAAUUCGCUCUUUUGCAAGGAAAGAUCAAAACGCCACCUUGUGCCUGAGGAAUUACAUCGAGCAGACUACAGAUCAGGAGCUCUCCAGCAAAUUCAACAUCGUUCAAAAAUAUGGACCUAGAAUUCCUGAACUGGUGACACGCCUGAGCAGCUGCUUUGAACAAGACUUUCACAGUGCAGACUUUAUUGUGGGAACAGUCCACAAGGCUAAAGGUCUGGAGUUUGACUCUGUGAUGGUCACUGACGACUUUGUGAAGGUUCCCUCCUCCUGGCACCGUUUGCACCACUUUCCAGUCUUUGAAUUUGUCAACAUUCCUCAUGACGAGUGGAACCUCCUGUAUGUGGCUGUGACUCGAGCUAAGACUACACUGAUCAUCAGUGAGAGCAUCCGCCGCCUCCUCACAGUAGCUGGGGAAUACUACUUAAAGUCAGCGAUGCCUAACUCCCUGAUGAGUGGAGGGGGCGAGCCUCUUCCCUGUUCAGUCUCCAGCUGUCCCAACUGCAUCACACCAGGCUCAGCGUUCGUCAUGAGCAAGCGAGCGAUGAGCUGUACUGACAGUGUGUCAGAAGGCGGCCCGCUGUGCGAGAGGUGUGUGUGGAAACGAAUCGGACCGAUCGCCUUCCUCAUGACUGACGAUGUGCAAUCAAUGGCUGCAAUACCAGACAGACGCCCUAUCCAGUUUGUUUUCUUUUAAUGAUGAUGGACCUGUCUUGUUAUUCAGAGGAGACACCUUUAAAUGUUUCUGUAAAUUUUCUAUUUUUCUCUGUGAGAUAAAUGGCAUUUUACUGUAAUAUACUGUGCAGCUGAGCUCCUCAGCCUCGGACUUUAAAACACUUUAAAACUUUUCUACAUUUAAAUUUC